ACAAAACCUAGUAAAUUGACUUAAAAAUGCCUUAGGUUUCAGAUAUUACAAUGCACAUGUUGAUGAUUCUUAGCAGUAACAAUCGCUUAUACAAUAUAUUGAAAUACUUUUGAGCUUUUGAGGAAUAUUUUAACACUAACUCAUUUAUCCUGAAAACCUUGACCAAUCAGCUGCAUAGACUGUUGUGACGUAUUCAGUGUGAAUUCUACUUUCCCUUUUUCGAUGCUCACUUUCUCUUGAGGGCACGCGGUGCGGAGAGGAAGACAAUCGCGAAUUGGUCGGAUUACAUUUAUUGAAUUAUUUUUACUAAUUGCAGGUUCUGUGUUUAAUCUUUGUGAAUCUAAUAAUCUCAAUCUGUAAAAGAUGAGUGUGGACCCGACUAAAAUGAAGGUCGCCGAGCUUAAGGCGGAACUAGAGGAGAGGGGACUAGACACGAAGGGCCUCAAGGCUGUGCUGGUGAAACGACUGCAGGAAGCCUUGGACAACGAAGCUUUGGCAGAUGAUGGCGCUGAGGAAGCCGACAAUGCGGCCGAGGCCGAGGGCGAUGACAAGCUGGAGGACACUGCCGAGGAGGCUGGCGACAAGCCGGAAGCCGAGCCGGAGCCCGCGAAGGAGCCUACUCCUGAGCCGGAGCCGGAGCCUACGCCCGUUCCGAAACCCGAACCCGCCAAGGAGCCCGAGCCUGCUCCCGCCAAAGAGCCGGAACCAGCUCCCGCCAAGGAGCCAGAACCGGAGCCGGAACCUGCCAAAGAACCGGAGCCGGAGCCCGCCAAGGAGCCGGAGCCGGAGCCCACCAAGGAGCCGGAGCCUGCUGCGGAACCGGAGCCGAAGUCGUCCCCGGCGAAGGCGAAGUCUGAGCAGAGCUCCCCGCAGAAGCAGGCGACUCCGGUGAAGUCUGAGCAGGGUACGCCGCAGAAGGAGGCGACGCCGGUGAAGUCCGAGCCGGCUGACAACGGAGCCGCCCAGGAGGAGCCGAUGGACCAGUCGGAGGACACCUCCAAGGACGAGGUCAAGGUGGAGGAGAUCCAGCUGGAGGAUGACAAGGAGGCGGCCGGUGACGGGCCCAAGGACACCAGCUCCAGCCAGGGCGAUGACGUGCAGUUCAUCAAGGAGGAGGGCCAGCAGCAGCGCGGCACCAAGCGCGCCCGCUCGCCCGACAGGGACGAGAAGCGACGCCGUCCGGCGACGCCGGUGAAGAUCGAGGAGAACGAGCCGGAGUUCGACGAGUCCAAGGUGGUGCUGGACUGGUACAACUCGGACCUCAGCCUGGUGAUCGACUCCGAGACCCGCUGCUCGGCCACGCCGCUCUCCACCGAGGGCUUCGGCUUCAUCUGGUCGGGAGCGCGAGCCACGUACGGCUUCAAGGCCGGCAAGGUCUGCUUCGAGGUCAAGAUCACGAAGCACAACGGCGUGGGUCACCUGACGCAGGAGGCCAACCCGCAUGUGCUGCGCGUGGGCUGGUCGCUCAACAGCGCCUCUCUGCAGCUGGGUGAGGAUGAGUUCACCUACGGAUACGGAGGAACGGCCAAGUUCUCCACCAACCUCAAGUUCAAGGACUACGGCAAGACCUUCACCGAGGGCGAUGUGGUCGGCGCGUACGCCGACAUCGGCGAGGAGACGGUCACUCUUCACUUCACGGUGAACGGCGCGUACCAGGGCGUGGCGUGCCAGAUCCCACGCUCCGAGCUCGGCACCGACGCCGACAAGGCCGCCCUGUUCCCGCACGUGCUGUCCAAGAACUGUGCGCUGUCCGUCAACAUGGGCCAGAUGGAGGAGCCGUGGUUCCCGGCGCCCGAGGAGCUCCCCGACUACCAGUUCUGCCAGGCGGCGCCCGAGGAGAACCGCGUGCGAGGCACCGUGGGACCGAGCCAGCGCUCCGACUGCACGAUGAUUAUGAUGGUGGGCCUGCCCGGCUGUGGAAAGACGACCUGGGCCAACAAGUACACGGCUGAAAACCCGGACUUGAAGGUUAACAUCCUCGGCACUAACUGCCUGAUCGACAGGAUGAAGGUGAUGGGCCUGCCGCGCAAGAAGAACUACCACGGCCGCUGGGACCAGCUGAUCGCCAUGUGCACCCGCUGUCUCAACACCCUGCUGGACAUGGCCUCCAAGCGGCGCCGCAACUACAUCAUUGACCAGACCAACGUUUACCAGUCGGCGCAGCGGCGCAAGAUGCGCAACUUCGCCGGCUUUAAGCGGCGCGCCGUGGUGAUCGUGCCCACGGACGAGGAGUUCAAGAGGAGGAUCGAAAAGCGCACCAGCGAGGAGGGCAAGGAUGUGCCGGACUCGGCCGUGCUCGAGAUGAAAGCCGCCUUCAAGCUGCCUGAGGUGGGAGAGUAUCUGGACGAGGUAGAGUACCUCGAGGAGCAGCGAGAGGCCGCUCAGGAGCUGGUCGACAAGUACGCCAAGGAGGCGCGUGACGCCGGCUACCUGCCGCCCUGGGAGAAGAAGGGGCGCUAUGACAACCGGAACAGCGGCGGUGGCGACCGCCGCGGCGGGUUCCGCAGCAACUGGGGCCACCGCGACCGUCCGGGCGGCCCGCGCUACGACCACCGCGAUAGCCGGCCAGGCAGCUGGCGCGACCAGCGCAGCAGUGGCGGCGGCAGUAGCUGGAGGGACAACCGGCGCGGCGGCGGCGGCGACCGCGACCGGCGCAGCAGCUGGGGCGGCCGCGACAACUACCGCCAGGGCUCCGGAGGCUGGGGCCAGCAGCCGCAGCCGUGGUCUGGCGGCAGUUACCAGCAGCAGUGGGGCAGCCAGCAGUACGGACAGGGCUACGGACAGCAGCAGCAGCAGAGAGGCUACGGACAGCAGCAGUGCGGAUACGGAUACGGACAGCAGCAGGGAGGCUACGGCCAGCAGGGCUACGGACAGCAGAGCUACGGACAGCAGGGCUAUGGUCAGCAGGGCUACGGCCAACAGCAGAGCGGCUAUGGCCAGUACUACCAGCAGGGCUACGGACAGAACUAUGGCGGUGGGUACGGUUCCAGCGGCCACUACGGCCGCUAGGGCGCCGCCUGCUGCUGCCCUCUGCGGGCCGGCAGAACUGCCGCCCCCUGUCGACCGGACUCUACCGGUCCUCAGAAACAAAGAGCGAUGGCGAGCGGAGAGUGGCCUACACCUGAGACGCGUCGGUGUUUUAGUUAGCGCUCGCGAGCAUAGAGACGCGUCCCGUUCGGUCGGCUUCGUGCUUGAAUUUGUACCUGUGCCGCGGCUGGCAUCUGCACACACACGCUGCUUGUGUGAGCGGCGGUGGAACGGUGCGCCCGGGUUGAAACCGAUACCGCGCCGGCAGCCGGACAAAGAUCAUCAGACGUUUUUACUCUCAGCACUCGGUCUGGACUAAUUUGGAUGUUUUUAGCGUUAGUACGUGGCUCCAAGACUAGGAGCGGGGCCGGCCCCACCGGUGGCCGGUCUCUCCCGUGCGUGCGUGUGUGUAUAUGCAUGCCAUGAUUACCCCCUGAUCGCCACCCCCCUCAGACGGACCCCGCGCGGACGGUCAAGUACAAUGUUUGGAUCGGUGCCGGUGUCGCGCGGUACAUUCAUCAUUACACGGAACUCCCAUCAUUA
This is a messenger RNA of Amphibalanus amphitrite, 3570 nucleotides long. Its product is annotated as heterogeneous nuclear ribonucleoprotein U-like protein 1. The record is from RefSeq and is a predicted model, not a curated record. The transcript has 15 exons. NCBI's taxonomy places the organism in Eukaryota, Metazoa, Arthropoda, Thecostraca, Balanomorpha, Balanidae. Gene Ontology annotation, molecular function: protein binding. The coding region runs from base 364 to 3009 and encodes 881 amino acids.